AUGACGACGGCCGCUGGUUCAUCAGCGGCGGGUCCCCCAGCUCCUCUGCCCCAAAACACGCAUGGCGCUGCCAAUCAAACGUCGCCCCCAACGAAGCGCGAUCUCAAAUCGUGGUGGAAGAGCUUCAAGCUUGCUCCCAAGCAGCCAGAACAGCCAGAACCCCGUGCGCGGGGAAUCUUUGGUGUCCCUCUUCGGCAGAGUAUUACCUACGCAAACGUCGCCAUCUCCCUGAUUGAUGAGAAUGGCCAGAGCUACAUUUACGGCUAUGUGCCGAUUGUUGUUGCCAAGUGUGGUGUCUUCUUAAAGGAGAAGGCAACUGGCAUCGAGGGAAUCUUUCGACUCAGCGGUUCCGAAAAGCGUAUCAAGGAGCUCAAGACGCUCUUCGACUCGCCCGACCGGUACGGCAAGGGCCUUGUGUGGGAAGGAUAUACCGUUCACGAUGCUGCGAACGUUCUACGACGGUACCUAAACGAUCUUCCAGAGCCAGUCGUGCCGCUGGAUCUUUAUGAGAAGUUCCGCGACCCUCUGCGUGGAGCGACGAAACAGGCCGCGGGUGAUGCCGAAGGCCCUCAAUUCAUCGAGAACUUUGACGAACGGGGAGCGAUUGGCAAGUACCAGAAACUCAUCACAGAGCUCCCCCCGCUCAACAGGCAGCUCCUACUCUACAUCCUCGAUCUUCUGGCUGUCUUCGCGGCUAAAUCAGAUGAAAACCGAAUGAAUUCGCAGAACCUGGCAGCUAUUUUCCAGCCGGGGAUGCUAUCGCACCCAACCCAUGCCAUGGCCCCGGAGGAAUACCGUCUGAACCAAUGCGUCAUCAUAUUUCUGAUUGAGAACCAGGAUCACUUCUUGAUUGGUAUGCAGGGCACCGCAGCCGAUGAGGCCACCAAGAAGGCGGUCGAGUCUGGCACACCAGCUGCAACACCCAAGCCAAUUACCCCCACUGCAGUCCAGGAAUCCGAAAUUGUCCGGUCGUCCUCGAAUGCAAGUGCAGGUGCACAGAGUGUCGCCCGGGAUGGGCAGCUUCGGAGGAACCGUUCGGUCCACUCGCAUCACUCCAACAAGGACGACAACAGCGCACCCAGCAGCCCGGCACUUACAGCUACGCCGUCAAGCGGGCUGGGUAGGAGCAAUACCGUCCCGUCAAAAAGGUCACCAGCAAUUGCAGGAAAGUAUAGGCGUGGGGCUGGUAAAAGCCCAAGCCCUCAACCACCUCUGCCACUCACUCAAGCCCACCCCACUGAGCAGCGAUCCGAGAAGCCACAGAGCCAACCUGGACACGAAGCUGGGAGCGCAGCCGCCCCAGUACAGGCAAACGAGCUGGUAGGACCGGUUCCCGCGGCUGCCGGUAUCAGCCAAGAACACUCACCAGUCGCUCAUCAUGAAACCACCCCCCAGAAAGAGCGUCACCCUCAGAAUUUGUAUAACCAGUCGCCCUCGGAAGAAGCGAAGAAGCAGUCCAACAAAUUUCGAAUGAUGAGGCCGCCCGGUGCCCUGAACCCCAGCGCACACAGUUCAAACGCAUCAUUACCGCUCUCUGGCUUAUCCCCUAGCUCUGAGAUUAGGAAUCCUAUGGAGCAGUACCACCCAGUAUCUCCCCGAGUGGUCUCAGGCGGCCAUCCGCCAAGCGAGCAUGGCAGUCACCUUCAUCCUGACCAAACCCUUCGAGGAAAGAAAUCGCCACCUACCUCAUUGCACUCGUCAUUUAACGAUGGAUCGGAUUUCGAGCAAGGUGGGGAUGGUAAUAUGACCGGUUCAUAUGACCCUGAAAAGGAAAAGAAGCGGAGAUGGCGUCUUUCACGGACGAAGAACCCUGACCCUGCACCGGGCUUGGUGUCGCCCUCCGCUAUUAGAUCAAGUGAGUAUGCCGAAAUGAGCACAACCUCGUUUGGAAGUGCCAGCGCAAAGCCUCGCAAGAGCUUCACAGGCGAUAGCUAUGAGCCGCCUACCCUUGUAGGCUCGGAUUCGACCAAUUCUCAAAGCUUUAGCCAAAGGAGCAACAAAGAAAAGGAUGAAACCAGGGGUCCUAUCGGUUGGAUCAAGAGCAAGAUGCGCGAAGCUAAAGAAAAUCAUGAACACAGGAGGAACAAGUCACCGCCUGCGGAGCCAACCCAGAGCAUCCUCUCCCCCGGAAAGAGAAGCAUGGAUAUGAGGCGAGAACCAUUCCCUCGUGAGAGGUCCGUGGAGAGACUCCCAGAAAAGUCGGCCGAAGAGAAGGCAGCGCCGGCACAAGCAGCUGCCCAACAACCGAUCCCAGCACAGCCAACUCAUGUCCCUGUUGAGCAGCAAUCCAACCAAACACAAAGUGCGACAGCCCAACCAAACACAGCGCCCGCUCCAGAGCCGAAGCUUGCUACUCCACCUCCUCAACCUGUAACUCCGUCUGUGCAGCAUACGCCACCAACCCCCAUUGUUGGACAAUCCUCGUUCGGCCAGCCUCCAGUCGUCAGAAGUCUGGUUGAUGAGGCCUUGAACUACAAGCCAGCUGCUGAGAAACCUGCUGUCGAGCAACCGGUGGCUGAUAAGCCCACAGAAGAUGUUGCCAACACCCAACAUGCUUCAGCGGACAAACCAUUAGUUGAACCUCACACCGUAGAGAAGACAGCUGGAAAUGGAACCCUAGCCCAACCUGUCGUCCACGACAAGGCACCCGCUGAGGUAAAUGCAGCCUCGACAGAGCAACCCCAACCAGUUGUGGGGCAAAUACCAAAAGAAACACCCGUGGUAGAGCAACAAAUCCAGCCACCCUCUUCCAAGGCGAACGAGGAGCCAGCAAAAGCCAGUCAUGAGACGAAGUAG
Clonostachys rhizophaga is the source of this 2796-nucleotide messenger RNA. Lineage: Eukaryota; Fungi; Ascomycota; Sordariomycetes; Hypocreales; Bionectriaceae. The record is from the annotation of a GenBank genome assembly.